UGUCUUCCUAGUUUUCCACCUCUACUGUUAUAGAGAGUGACCUCUUGCUGCCGACCAAGAUCAUCAGGUACGUUGGUGGAAGCGGCAACGCCCGCGCUUCCCCGCCGAUACAUAACGCCGCUCUUUCUUCUUCUGCAGGCGCUAACCUGAAUCCCUUCAACAGCCCACUCCAGUCCCGCUCCUCAACACCACACACCACAUUCACUGUACCGCUGCGAGACGCUCUCUUCGCAACCCCAACCCCACAUCCACUACACAUAUCGCCAUGGCGCUCAAGCGUAUCAACAAGGAACUCACAGACCUGGGCCGUGACCCUCCCUCAUCCUGCUCGGCGGGCCCCAUAGGAGAUGAUCUGUUCCACUGGCAAGCAACCAUCAUGGGUCCUAGCGACUCACCGUACUCCGGCGGCGUCUUCUUCCUCGCAAUCCACUUCCCCACCGACUAUCCUUUCAAGCCCCCGAAGGUCAACUUCACGACUCGCAUCUACCACCCCAACAUCAAUUCCAACGGAAGCAUUUGCUUGGACAUCCUCCGAGACCAGUGGAGCCCUGCUCUCACCAUCUCGAAGGUGCUUCUGAGCAUCUGCUCCAUGCUCACAGACCCCAACCCAGAUGACCCACUCGUUCCCGAGAUCGCACACGUGUACAAGACCGACCGAUCUAGGUACGAGUCCACGGCCCGAGAGUGGACCAGGAAGUAUGCCAUCUAGUAGUAACGCAUGGAGGCGGCGGAGGAAGUAUGGGCGAGGGUCGACGGCUUCUCUUCUGGUUCUGCAUGACGGCGCUGCGAGGGUUCUUGAUGACACCUACAACAAAUGAGAUACCAAAGGAGAUGCUGGCUGCUUGGGAAGGCGGAGAGUGGUUGAUACGGGUUUCUUAUCAGGGAUUUUGGCAUGGCUUUGUGCAUAACUUAUAGAGACAGCUGAGCGGCCUUGGGUUGCCUGCUCUUAGCCCUCUCAUACCAGGAUAUGAUCACAUCGUACUCUGUGUCUUAAGGCCCAGCGGGUUGCCGCUCCUACAGCAACGUCCUGUCUCCUCGUGCAAAUACAUAUAUGGCU
This is a messenger RNA of Westerdykella ornata, 1057 nucleotides long. RefSeq names its product ubiquitin-conjugating enzyme. The coding region runs from base 266 to 709 and encodes 147 amino acids. Gene Ontology annotation, biological process: protein polyubiquitination; ubiquitin-dependent protein catabolic process. Gene Ontology annotation, cellular component: nucleus. The transcript is spliced from 5 exons. NCBI's taxonomy places the organism in Eukaryota, Fungi, Ascomycota, Dothideomycetes, Pleosporales, Sporormiaceae. Gene Ontology annotation, molecular function: ubiquitin conjugating enzyme activity. The record is from RefSeq and is a predicted model, not a curated record.